Vespula vulgaris is the source of this 1586-nucleotide messenger RNA. Its product is annotated as leucine-rich repeat transmembrane neuronal protein 2-like. Gene Ontology annotation, molecular function: protein binding. The coding region runs from base 36 to 860 and encodes 274 amino acids. The record is from RefSeq and is a predicted model, not a curated record. The transcript is spliced from 2 exons. Lineage: Eukaryota; Metazoa; Arthropoda; Insecta; Hymenoptera; Vespidae.
UAACAUGGACGAGUAGUCUCUUAGUAGAAGACAGAAUGAAAGGAUCCAAGUUGUACUUAGUUCUUCUCUUAGCGACGAUAAUAUCGUCUUCUUUCGCUGAACUUUGUAAUUUGGAGAAACAAUCGGGAUGGUACAGAUGUCAAGGUCUUACGAGUUUAGCACAAUUGGCCUCGUUACCGGACUCGGUAGUUGGGCUUAGAUUGGAGAAGUCCAACAUCAGCAAUAUACCAACCAACGCAUUCUCAAGAUUCGCCGGCAGUCUGAUAGAAUUGAGGAUCACCGGAUGUUCUCUCGAGAAGAUAGAAGACGAUGCAUUCAGAAGCCUCGAUAAACUGGAGACGCUCGACUUGUCGAACAAUCGGAUCGUAGCGAUCGAGACAUCCUGGAUACGGGGAUUGUCGAAGUUGAAGGAAUUGAUCGUUUUGAGAAAUCGAAUUCGUAAGAUCGAUCAAGAGUUUUACGUCCUAUUACCGAAACUCGAACUACUCGAUAUAGCUUACAACGAAUUGGUCGAUUGUAUUACCGAAGAGAAUUUAAAGAAAUUGAAACAUUUGAAGCUAAUAUUAAUAGCUAGUAAUCCAUGGUCGUAUCGUUGUAGAGCGAAAAUGACUUAUUCGUUGAAACGAGGUGGCGUUAAUUGGAUAAAGGAUUGGUCAAUUGGCGAUCUUUUGAUCGAAGAGUGUUUAGUGCACGAACCUAAAGCCGACACGGACGACGAGAUCUUACGCAAAUGCGUCGAUAGAAAAUCGUUCGAAUCCAUUAGUCCGAUAUUACCAGCUUUGGAAAGGAAGGUAGAUGAAUUGUCGAGGAAGAUCGAAGAAUUGGAAAACGAAGUGAAGGAUCUUAAGAAAAAGGAUUAAAUUCAAAUUUCAUUUUGAGCAUUCUUUUCUUUCUUUUUCUUUUUUUUUUCUCUCUUUCUUUUUUUCUUUCUUUCUUUAUUCGCCAUCAAGAACGAGUAUUAGGAAACGUUAUUUGAACAAAAUUUUGCGCUAAAUCAUCCUCUUCUCCUUCUUUUUUCAUUCUCUCUUUUGUUAUCCCGAUCGAAAGAUAGAAAAGGAAGUUUCAUUGAUUUAAGUAAUACAUAUAUUAUUAUAUAAUACUAUAUCUUACACGUGAUAAGAUUUCUCUUAUCACGGAUAAGCUCGUCCGUAAUCACAUAUAGAAUUGAUUAUAUACGAAUAAACGUUUUAUUGGCUUAUAUCCGAUCAUGUUUAUGUAUAAAUUAUUUCGAGUUACUUAAGGAUUAUUUUUCAACGCAAUAACCACUGACUCAAACGCGAUCGAGUAUAAUAAUAUUAUUUGUCGUUGUCGUUAAAUGCAUCGUUCAUUUGGAAAAUAGUGUAAGUCCAUUAAAAACAAAAAAAGAAAUUAAAAUGUCACGUAACUUGCGAUCAAUUUAGUAAACAACGUUCUACUUAUAACUGGUUAAUAUUUAAUAUCUUAAAAAAUGUCAAUGCUUUGCUUCAAUUAAAAAUUGCACAGUAAAAUAAAUUACUUAGCGAUGUAUAAUAUGCUGAUCAUGAAUUUUCUCGAAACAACAAAAAAUGGACUAGCAACAUUUUCGAAAUAAAUAUCGUUUGGAAUUA